Molecule: messenger RNA, 1457 nt
Organism: Cryptomeria japonica (Japanese cedar)
Lineage: Eukaryota; Viridiplantae; Streptophyta; Pinopsida; Cupressales; Cupressaceae
Product: ATP synthase subunit O, mitochondrial
Exons: 6
Coding region: 219-851 (210 amino acids)
Biological process (GO): proton motive force-driven mitochondrial ATP synthesis
Cellular component (GO): membrane
Molecular function (GO): proton-transporting ATP synthase activity, rotational mechanism
Source: RefSeq, a predicted model, not a curated record
UUAUUAAAACUAAUUCUGGCAGUUGGUUUCGUUUUCUAUGAGAGAUUCCAAAAGCCUACAAUAAUAAUAACUAUAUAUUCUUUUUUUUUAAUUAUAUAUCGCUCAUUUCACUCUCGAUGAAAGUUCUAUGAGAAAGAGGAAGGCAAAGAAUUAUUGUUAGCUCAGAAAUAUUUUUACUGUUGCGGUUUAGAGCAGCCAGCUGGGUUGGAUCCAGGAAAAUGGCGAUGAUGAGCCGCGCAUUUCAAUUGAGUCGAAUGGUGGCAAGAGCUGCAGCGCCUGCCCGGCGCUCUCCAUUGCCCGCUUUUUCUCAGCCCGCAAUCUCCCGCACGUCAAUAUUCCAGGUUCCAAGGAACUUUUCUACAGGGAAACAACUGGAAGAGGCAUAUAUUAAGGUUCCCAUUCCUAUGUAUGGAGUAACAGGAAAUUAUGCCUCUGCACUUUAUAUUGCUGCAGUGAAAGCUGACAAGUUGGAGGCUGUGCAAUCAGAGCUGAAGAGUAUCAUGGAGGCUUCCAAAGCCAGUCCAGCUUUUCAAAAUUUUAUGAAGGAUUUGUCUAUACCAAGCAAAAUCAGAGUGAAGGCUGUGACUGAAAUAUUUCAAGAAGCAAGAUUUUCAGAUAUAACUAAGAAUUUCUUGGCUACUGUGGCUGAGCAUGGGAGAUUGAGACUACUUGAAGGCAUUCUUAAGAAAUUCAAAAGAUUGACCAUGGCUCACUUUCGGGAAGUAGAUGUGAUUGUGACAACUGCCAUUCCACUUCCGGAAAAAGAAGAAAAGGAUCUCAGGAACGUUGUGGUAAAUCUAAUUGGUGAGGGAGUAACUGUGAGAUUGGAACAGAAGGAUCACCAUCAGUAACAAAAAUCAGUCUUAAGCAGGCUGUACAGCCGCUUCGGUGAAUUGGUGUUUCUAGGCAUAGUCGCCCAGGGUUUGAAGCCUAUCCUCAGCACUUCUAGGGUGCCAAAACCAGAAUUUCAUGUUGAGACUGUUUGAGGGAUGAAGUAAUCAAUUUUGAAAGUGCUGCAACAAUAUUUCUGAGUCUCGUAGUUGGCUGCUACCGUGUAUCUCAGAUCUACAAGUUGGCUUCUUGUGAAUUUCCUUUAGGAAACUGUAAGUGGACAUCAAUUGGGAUCUGCAGCUAAAUCUGGAAACAACUAGUUGAAGGAGGUUACUUUGUUGUUGCAUCAAAUUUCUCAUCAUUUCUCAGAUCAGAAGUUCAGUUCCAAGACAGCAGCCAUUAGAGUCUUUGUAACAGCUCUUUUUUGCCAAUGUAAAGGAUCAUGUUUCAUACCCUAACUUAAGAACUAUUGAGAUGGGUAUGUCUCCUUCCAGUUGUAUGUUCAAUCUCUAAUUUGUUGAGGUCAAAUAAUCAGUUGUUACAGUCUGAUUUCUAUAUCAGACCUGAAACUUUGUAAUCAGAUUAUGAUAGUAAUAAAUUGUUUAUCUAAAGUUGAGUUAUCAUUC